Molecule: messenger RNA, 8953 nt
Organism: Lytechinus pictus (painted urchin)
Lineage: Eukaryota; Metazoa; Echinodermata; Echinoidea; Temnopleuroida; Toxopneustidae
Product: stromal interaction molecule 1-like
Exons: 14
Coding region: 450-2693 (747 amino acids)
Biological process (GO): store-operated calcium entry; activation of store-operated calcium channel activity; intracellular calcium ion homeostasis
Cellular component (GO): endoplasmic reticulum; plasma membrane
Molecular function (GO): protein binding; calcium ion binding; calcium channel regulator activity
Source: RefSeq, a predicted model, not a curated record
AAAGCAUUUAGACUGUUUCUGCCAGUCGUCAUGAAUAGUUCGUCAUUUGUCAUGAUCUUUUUGUCACCUGUGUCUGAACUGAUACAGCCAAAACGCAUUUCUCAAGUGAAACGAGUCUGUAAAUUUCCGGGAUACUACUACUACUACUACUACUAUUAUGAUGUUGGUUGGAGAUCCAAUUUAUUUGUAAUUGCAUUACAAAAUAGGAGGCGUAGACUUGAUCCAAGCAAAGGCUGGCUAUAGCUGCAGCUCCGGCUCAGACUAGUACCGGUACCGUACAGUGCAGUGGAAAACGAGUUGUCCGCACGGCCGGGGAGCUUCCGGGCAGUUAUGUCAAGAAUUUUUUUUGAACUAAGUUGAAGACAACCUGUCAUUUUCAUUACAGUUAUGUGCCUUUGUCAUUUUAAACUAAUACUGGAUAAUACAAGAUCACGAAGAGAGGAUUAAACAUGUCAUCAUCGUGUGUCUACCGUAAGCCGAGGCUGUCGAAUCGGGCUUACAGAGAUAUCUAUGCAAUUCCUGUGUUCAUCAUGUUCGUAUGGACCACCUGUGUCUGUUUAUGUGUGAUGGGGCAGUUACCGGUUGAUUCCACCACGGCGAGUCGGGCGUCAGUAACUUCAAAGAAAGGGGGUGGAGGCAAUUCCCCAUUGGUGGAUAGAUCGUUUGAAUACCCAGAAUGUAGCACCAAAGAUGUUGCAUGUAUUGAGGAACAUAGAGAGAAGGACAGACUGGGUAAGGAGGCUAUCAUGAUGCUUCAUAGGCAGAUGGAUGAUGACCAUGAUGGUGAUGUAGAACCAUCAGAAAGCGAUGAGUUUUUGAGAGAUGAGCUGAAAUAUGUGGAUGACUUUGAGAGACACUCACAACUUCAUCGGAAUGAUAAAGAGAUCAGUGCAGAAGAAUUGUGGAAAAGCUGGAAGUAUUCAGAAGUUUAUAACUGGACUGUCGAUAAAACUGCCAAGUGGUUAGAAGAUUCAGUAGAUCUACCACAGUAUGCAGAACGUUUUCAAAACAAUGGAAUAGAAGGAUCAGCUUUACCAAGGUUAGCUGCCAACUCCCAUCAAUUCAUGUCCACCAUUUUGGGGAUUACCGAUCCCCUCCACCGCCAGAAGAUAUCCGUCAAAGCCAUGGAUGUUGUCCUGUUCGGCCCGCCAAAAGCACUUCAUAAUUAUCUGAAGGAUUGGUUAUUGGUCAUCUCACUGGUCGUAGCUUUAGGAGGAUGUUGGUUUGCCUUCAUCCAGCACCGCUACUCUCAGAGCCAUGUCAAACAGCUACUGAGGGAGAUGGAGACUCUGUCAAGUGCAGAAGAGUCACUCAAAGAACUCCAGGAAAAAUUAAAUCUUGCCCAAGAGGAACACAAGAGUGCUGUGCGAGAGAAGCAGUCUAUUGAGAAGCAAUUAACGGAUGAGAUAGAACUAGCAAAGACUGAGGCAAGGAGAUUAGAAAGAGAAAGAAUAGGAGAUGACACAGAUGGAAGUUCAGAUUUAGCCACCAAACUCAGACUUGCUGAAGAAGAACUGUUUCAGGUAAGAAGUGCGUUGGACGAAGCAGAGCGGAGGCUUAGUGAGGAGAUCAACUGGUCUGCUCCCAUGACUCUCCAGCAAUGGCUCCAGCUCACGUACGAGAUUGAGUACCGGUACUACGUCUCCAAGCGAGUCGCUGCGGCCAAACAACUCCAGGAGGCCAAGGAAGAAUGUGAGAAAUUACGAAGGAAAAGGGCCUCUCUGAUUGGCUCAUUUAAGAUAGCCCAUGGAACGUCACUUGAUGCUGUCGAUCAGAGGAUUGUUUCUGCAAGGUCUGCCCUCCAUGAGGUUACAGCUGAGUUAAAAGAACGCACUCAUCGUUGGAAUCAGAUCGAGUCCCUGUGCCAGUUUGCCAUCAUGAACAACCCCGGAUUCCAGAUACUCAUGGCAUCCAUGGGUGGGAUCACUAAUGGUACCGACCUUACAGGGGGGCAGAGUCCUGAAAAAGACGCCCCUCCACCACAAAUGCCUGGUUCCCUACCUGGUUCUGGAUCUGUAGUUGGUAGCAUGGCUCAUAUGGCUGAGUACAAUCCCCCGAUGGGUCUAGAUGAAUGUGAAGAGAAUAUACCACCCAUUCCACAACAGCCUUCCUUUGGGUCUGCUAAACAAGCCUUGCCUAUGCCACGUAACACUAGCCAGGAGUUCCGACGCAUUGCCCACCAGCAACGCUCCCAGAGUCAGCAGAGCCUAGGUUCCUUAUCAGGUUCUCAGGUCAUUCACAGGACACACUACCAACAGCCACCACAGCAGCAACAAGCACAGAUCGUUCAGCAGCAACAGUUUGGAGCCGGUAGCAGCGCUGCCACUGGACCAGGGCAUAGUGUCAAUGGCAAUGGCAAUGCAUCGGGUAGCAGUGGAUCCAAGUACAUCUUAGGAGGAGAUAGCACUUUUGAAAGGAUGUCCUCCCAGGAGUCAUCUGGUUCGUUGCUUAGCAAUGCAUCAUCUGCCAGCCAGCAUUCCAGCCAGCAGGGAGCAACGUCAUCACAUCCGCCAUCAUCAUCCUUUCCAACAUCCCCAUCACAAGAUCAGCUAAAAAAGAUGGGAAUGGUGUCGUCAAAAGAUGAAGAUAAUGUUUCAUCAAGUGAGGGCGAUCCAACAGAAGGGAGUAAAAAGAAGUCUCGGUUACGUCUCCUACGGAAGAGCAAUAAGCAAGAUAAGGUUAAGACUAGUUGAUGGCUGCCCAGCAUGGAUAUCAGCACAUGGGACUAUAAUGUUUGUGUUAUGUCCAACCUGGUUUUGAACAUUUGGGACCCUACUCUGCAUACAUGUGUCCAGUACAAUUUUCAGUACAUGGUCAUGUAUUGCCUGCACAGCAACCAUAUAGUCUGACUGAAAAUGGAUGUUGACCCAGUAAAGUUCUUGUGCUGAAUGCUAACAUGGAUGAGACUGCAAGGGACUACAUGUGGAAAUUUUCUUGUUACAUACACUGAGUAUCUACAUAUACCUGUAUGUACGCAGUUAGGCAUGGCUUCCAGCCUGGAUUUUGGUUCUUUCUCAACAUGAUUAUGAAAAUCGUUGGAAGAACAACUAGAGCAAGAUAUUUGAUCAAGGCAAAAUGGCUAGAUCUCAGAUCAAAUAGAAAAGGUCAAAAUGAUACUAGCUGCCUGCUUGUAAAAAUAUGUCGACUGUAUCAAAGAAAAUUUCAAAUUAAUAAAUUCUUGUCACAUUUCAUAUUUUGGUUUAUUAUUCGACACCAGCCAUAGUAGAUUUUGUAUUAGGGAUAGAUAAUACAUGUAGCUAUUUGCAUAUUACUUUCAUUGUACCAAUACAAUAUCUUUAAUGAAAUAGUACCUCACUUUUAGAUUGUCCUUUGAUCAUUUCUUUUUCUUUCAAAAUUUUGCACUAGGCGCACAUUGGACGCAUAACUUUGACAUGAUGUACAUAACCUGUUUACAUCUAUUUGCACAAUGUUUUGAUUAAAAUCACAUAUCCAUUCUCUAUUUCUAUGUUAUGUAUACCACUGCAUAGUAAGUACAUGCACAUCCAAUAUGCUUUGAAUAAUGUGGCACAAUGUGGAAUAUUAUUGAAAUUUCAAUGAAAUUUCUCCUGUGUCAUAUAACAUUAGAUAGCUUGUAGAACAUAUACUGCAUAUUAACAACUCAUAUUGGCUAAACAUAAUUAUACUUGGUAGUUUUUUUUAAAGGAAUGAUAAAAAACUAUGUAUGGAUAUAACUGGAGGAAUAAACUUUUUAAAAGCACAUUUUGACCAUCUGGGAGAUAAGGUUUGUGUCUAAACAGGUAAAUCAAUAUGGUUUUGCUGCUAGUCCCUUGUACUGCUUCUCUUGAUUCCACAUCAAACGACUUUGGUAGAAAUGUACAAUGUCGGACUGUUGUAAUCAGCACAGCAGAGAGUGGGGAGGGGUCAUUUCAUAAAGUUGUCCAUAAAAUUAUGCAUGACUUUUUACAAAUGACAGGACUACAUGUAUGUAGUGCCAAAGUAUGGACCUAUGAUUUCUCACAAGAUAAUUAUCAAGGCAACAAUAUGCUUUCAUCUGAAAUGUGUUUGUACAGUAACAGUUUUAUCAUCAUCGGCAUACUCCAGUUGCGGCUAAUGCAAUUGAGACAAACGGCUUGCCAUGGGCCUGUUCCAGUCAUUGAUAAUGCUGUGCAUAACAUUGCAAUCAGCUUUUUGAAACAGAUGACUUAGUCAUGAAAAGGAACCUUUGGAUUAGAAAUAUGGAGAGAGACAAGAGACUGAAAUUAAGGAUUGGUAGGGAAGGAACCCCCUUUUAAUACCAGAUAGUUCUUGUCCCAUUUAUGGUGCUCAUUCUCUGCUAUUAUGUUGUAAAGAGAUAUCCACCAAGAAAAAAAAAACCUUAAUGGGUGUACGCUUUUGCACAUAGCUUGAAAACAGUAGUCUGAAGGAAUUUUAAAGAAAAUGCAUGCAAGAAUGUCGAGCACUAAAUUCAUGCAUUCAGAUCACAUGUAGAAGCAUUGAGAAAGAGGAUGCCUUAUAUUUAAUCAAAGUACUCUUAUUUCAGCAAUAUUAAAUAUGUCAAAGUGUUUGGUUGAUAAUGUGUGGAAAAUCCAGAGUAUAUGAUAUGUUGUUAUCCCUUUUUAUCCCCUCCUAAUGAUUCAUAUUAAGGAAAAUUUACAUUCAUUUAUGACUUUGUUUGACCAGCUAACCACUGAAUUCUUAAAUUCACACUGUGAUUCGCAUUGUAGUCAUCUGGGCCAGUAUUUGAACACCAUUUAUCUUAUCUUCAUUAUUGUCAUUGUUGUUGUCAUGUCAGAACAUAUUUUGAAGGCUUGUGAUUUCAAAUCAUUGAUUUGUCCAAGAAUAACAUGCACAAAAUUGUGCCCAUGGACCAGGCGGGUGUUUCAUAAAGCUGUUCCUAAGUUUAGAGCAACUUGAAAAAUGACUGGUGAACCUUUCUUACUCUCUAAUCAUCAGUGAACAUUCAAUGGUGAAUAUAGUUUACCAGAAGAAAGGAUCACUAGUCGUUCUUAAAGUCACUCUUAACUUACAAACAGCUUUAUGAAAUGCGGCCCCAAGUACACAAUUGUGCUAUAUGACAUACCUAAUUCUGAUCACUCUGAUCAAAUUAAAGAUAACAUAAUUUUCAGAUACCAGUGCUAGUUUCAGUGGGCAACAGUAAAAGAUCAUAUUCAUGAUAUACACUGUGCAGUAGUUCUUUAGUAUUUUGUUGUUUUCAUAUAUGUAGACAGUACAUUAACUGAAAUAUAUUUAGGUUCAUUUGUAGGUAUAUCAGAGAGAAAUGUAGACUUAUGACGGCUGAUAAGCUUUUGAGUGUUAUAAUGACAGAAUUAUUUCAAAAGCAAUUAAAAAAUGAUUGUAUAAUACUGGUGGUACAUAUAUUCAUUUUAGUUCCUUCUAGAAUUGGCGUAAAUUGGUUUAUUGUAAUGGAUAAGAAGGUAAAAAUAAUUAUAAUUGAUACAUAUAAAUGUAUUAGUUGGCUUCAUCAAUUUACAUUCAACUGCAACACAAUGAGUGUGUUAAUGCAUGUAAAUUGAGCCCAUUUCUUUUAUUUGUUUAACUAUUUAGUAUAUUGGUAUGUGGUUAGGUUUAUUGGAUAUUUACCAAUUGCUAAUUUUUAAGAAUGGACUUGUUGCUGGAAUAUUUCAUUUAUCUCUGAUUUCAUGAUGUACCGGUAUUUUUUCUUCUAAAGUUCAUUUUCAUGUUGAUUUCUAUCUGUCAUAAACAUUCCUGUAGAUCGGGAUUAGAGACAUUUAUUCUUUCAUCAUUCUUGCUUUAAUAUGUUGUGAAAAGGGCACCAUGAUGCAUUUGCUAUUGUGUGAUUAGAUAUGUACUUGUAAACUUAAUAAGAGUAAGUGUGAUGGCUAUAUGCUCAAAUAACAGACUAGUUUUGUUAAUUGUCAUCCAAAGACGUUGUGGUAAUAGGAUAUGUUAGAAGAAGAUUGGCAGAUAUGUAAUUCAACUUUGAACAUCAGAAAAAUAAAUGGUUACAUGAUCAACAAAGUUAUCAUUUCGAAGACUUAGAAAGAGAUUUGUUUGAUUAACUACACAUUAGUAACAAAUAUUUCAGUAUAUACAUGAUUUACAGUAUGUAUAUUUGAAUGCUUCAUUUCAUUUUAAACAAAUGAUUAUGCUAUAUAUAUUCAGCAUCACUGCUGUUUUAAAUAUUGUGAGGUGUAUGUAGUGAACAAGUGUUGAAUAUUUGAGUUGUGUUUUGUUUUAUUUAUAUUUGAACGUUUUAUGUUCUGUUAUACGAAUGAUUAUGUCAUAUGUAUUGAAGCGUCGCUGCUGAUUUUAUUAUUGUGAGGUUUAACAAAUCGUUGACUCUUAUUUUAUUUUCAUAAUUUGCAUUUACAUUUGUGCAUUCCGAUUGAAGUGUUAUUUGUUUUCUAAUUUUAUUUUUCUUAAGUAUUUGUGCGUAUGUACUUUGUGUGAAGAUGAUGCUUAACUAACGAACAAAUUACGACAGAGUAUUAGAAACUGGAUGAAUAAUCCUGGAAAUAGUUUUUUGUUGGUGAAGUACGUUAAAAUAACUGCUGUGCGGUUUCAGUUUUUAAAAGAUUUUCUAAAAUGAUAUAUAUAAGUUGAUUAUUUUAUGACAACAAUGAUGGAAGUGCCUUGUAUUAUUAGCAGUAGAAUGAUGAAAUAAUUUAAUUUACCUCAUAUAGCAUAAACUGAUUGCAGUUUGCAGAAAGGGUUCCAUUUUUAAUAUCAUAAUCUUUCUUUGUGCUAUACAUCUGGAUUCUGUAAUGAUUUGUCAUUUAUGGUAGUAUAAACAGACUUUUCAUGAGACCAUAACAGUCAAAAUGGGCUGAUUUUUAUGUAGGGAUCUGUAGAAGUGCGAGUGAAACAAAUAUGACAGGUUUCUAGCUUUUAAGGUCCAACGAUUCUUACAUUUAAUUUUAUAUUGUCUUAAGUUAAACCGUUUCUGACUGCGGACCGCUACAGAUUGCCAUUUAUUUACUUUAUUUUGACUUAUUUCUCAUUCUGUAAGGCCAAACUCGCAUGAUGAUCUAUCUCUUAGGACAUGUCAUGUUUCCAUACCUAGUCACAUGGUCUACGGCCAGUCAUUGACCAAAUAUUUCAAAAACUUCUGCCUUUUUUUAGACAGUGAGAAUCUAAUGCUUUUAAUCUUUAAAGGCUUUCUUUUAUUGGUUGCACAAAAAAGUGCAAGAUUAUGAAAAAUUGCCAAGUGUUUAUAAGUUGCUUAAUUCUCAAUCAUAGAUUUAAUGUUCAAGGUGACAUCUUUUGAAAAUUUAAUCUGAAUAAUGUAACUAUCCUUAAUAUAUAAUCAGCUUAACUUCUGAUAUGACUUGUAGAAGGUUUUCUUAUUUUGUUGGUUCAAUUUUGUUCAAACCGAUAUGCUUAUCAUUAUUUUCACUCUUUUUAAAAGUAUUUUGAAAUGUAAAACUUUGGAUAUUCCAUGAAGACAUCAAUUUUUUGGGGGGCAACACAUUAACUCUAAUUUGCCAUCCUCAUCCCGGGGUUAAGCUGUUGGUUGUCUGACAAAGAAUUAGUCCUUAUAAUACCUGAGCACCAUAAUGACUGUCAUGCUAAAGCUUGGGCAAGAUUACAGAAGAGCACAAGAAGAUAGCACCAAAAAAGAACCAUUAUAAAUUUUGUAAUCCCUAUAUUAUGAUGAUAGGAAGUACCUAGUCAUGUGAUUGCCUAUGAUUAACUUUAAGGCUAGUGUUAUUUGAAAGCAAAUAAAUCAUUCCAUGUGUGUAUUUUAUUUGUCAAGUUUGUAAAGUCGAUUCAGUUUAAUAUGUCUUUAAUCUGUUCUUUUUUAACAAUCAUGAUAUGAUGUUUAUGAAUACUGUAGGGGAAAGGGUAUUUUAAAUCAAGGAAGGUAGCUGCAAAUAGACAUAAUUUUGAUAACUUGCCAUUAUUCCACAACAAAAAUGGAAGCAUACGUAGUCAUGAAGGUAAAUUUCAUAGAAUUUGCUUGAGGUGGCCUUAAAUUCAAUGUAGUGUUUAUUACAAUUGAAUUGUAUAGUGAUACCAUGAUACAUAUAUCGGGACAAGAUUAUGUCUUUGCCAGGUAUCUUGUAUUUAAUGAAUAUGAAGAAAAGCAGUUAAUAGUUUACCCAGUUGGUAAGAUAAUGGGUUACACUUCGUAAUUCCGAAGGUUCGUAAUUCCGAAACACGUAAAUUGCCUAUACCUCGAUGUUCGUUAAUCCGAAAACGUAAAAGGGUUCGUUAAUCCGAACAUUUGUGGCGUUAUUCCGAAGGUUCGUUAUUCCGAAGGUUCGUUAUUCCGAAGGUUCGAUAAAACGAAAUAAGGUUCGAUAAUCCGAAGGUUCGUUAAUCCGAAAACGAAAUAAGGUUCGUUGUUCCGAAGGUUCGUUAAUCCGAAAACGAAAUAAGGUUCGUUGUUCCGAAGGUUUGUUAGUCCGAAAACGAAAUUAUAUUCGUUAAUCAUUUCGUUUUCGGACUAACGAACCUUCGGAAUUACGAACCUCAUUUCGUUUUCGGAUUAACGAACCUUCGGAAUUACGAACCUCACUUCGUUUUCAGACUAACGAACCUUCGGAAUUACGAACCUUCGGAAUAUCCAAACCUUCGGAAUAACGAAGCUUCGGAAUUACGAAUGUAUGCGAGAUAAUGUAUUCCAUGAGUAACUUAGUAUUUAUGUGUCAGUAGCACAAUGUUUAAUAGGAUACAAAGAAAAUGCUCAUUGAAAUUUGGGUCUUUAAAACAGGCAGUAAUUGCAAUAUCUUGGUAAUAUAUUGUUUGGGUAAUUUAAUGGAUUUCAAAUGAAAUGUGAACCAUACUUGGUUAGAGAAUAAAGAAUUUUUUAAUGGAUAUUAAUUCCCUUGUUCAGCAUAUAGUCAUUUAGAAUUAUCCUAUCUUAUUAUGAUUUUAGUCAAGAGUAAUAGGUGCUAUCUAAGGGUACUUUAUAUUCAAGCGAUAUAAAGAAGAUAAACAUCUUGUCUAUCAUCUCUAUGCCUUGGAGGAUGAAUUUUGAUUAAUACAAUUAAAUUGCAAAACAGCA